CGGAGCGCGGCCUGGGCUCCACAAGGCACGCGCCUGGAGACCAGCACGCGGCUCCCGGGACCGUGGAACUCGGCUCUUGGCACGUGCAGCCGCGGAUGGGGCGGGUGCUCCUUUUGCUCUGUUUGCCCCAGAGGCGAAGGAUCAUCUACAGAAGGGUUCGGCUCGUCUUCGUGCUGCUAUGGCGGCCCGUUAUGAUCGGGCGAUCACCGUGUUUUCUCCCGACGGCCACUUAUUUCAAGUGGAAUACGCGCAAGAGGCGGUGAAGAAGGGUUCGACGGCGGUUGGCAUUCGAGGCACAGAUAUAGUUGUGUUGGGAGUAGAAAAAAAGUCUGUUGCUAAACUUCAAGAUGAAAGAACUGUAAGGAAGAUUUGUGCCCUCGAUGACCAUGUCUGCAUGGCUUUUGCAGGCCUAACUGCUGAUGCUAGAAUAGUAAUUAAUCGAGCCCGUGUGGAGUGCCAAAGCCAUAAACUGACCGUUGAAGAUCCAGUCACAGUAGAAUAUAUAACACGUUUCAUAGCAACACUGAAGCAGAAAUACACACAGAGCAACGGACGCAGACCUUUUGGCAUUUCUGCUUUAAUUGUGGGUUUUGAUGAUGAUGGUAUCCCAAGGUUAUAUCAGACUGACCCAUCUGGUACUUAUCAUGCUUGGAAGGCAAAUGCAAUAGGCCGCAGUGCUAAGACUGUUCGUGAAUUUCUGGAAAAAAAUUACACAGAAGGCACUAUAGCAACUGACAGUGAAGCUAUCAAAUUGGCAAUAAGAGCUCUGUUAGAAGUUGUACAAUCUGGUGGAAAGAACAUUGAACUUGCCAUCAUAAGAAGAAACCAACCAUUGAAGAUGUUUAGUGCCAAAGAAAUUGAAUCUCAAGUUGUGGAUAUAGAAAGGGAAAAGGAAGAAGCAGAGAAGAAAAAAUCCAAGAAGACAAUUUAAUGCUAUGUUCUUGUACCAGUUGAAAAAUUAAUACCAUUCGGAAAUUCACCGCAGUUUUAUAGAAAGCAAAUUAUCUACUGUGUUUGCAUUGUUGGGUACACAAUUUUUUUGCCUGAGCUUUUGGGACAAAAUUUGUGGCUAUUUUCAAAGAAUUAGUCCCAGUAAUAGUUGAAAGCAUGGUUAUAUCUCAGAUUCUGAAACUUUUGCCAUAUGGGAUUUUCUGUAGCAUAUGUCUGAUAUAGCAAUUUGAAUUUAUACACACAAAAAUGUUUGAAAUUAAAAAUUCAAUAAAGUGUUAAGCAUUUACUAUCAA
This is a messenger RNA of Sarcophilus harrisii (Tasmanian devil), 1244 nucleotides long. RefSeq names its product proteasome 20S subunit alpha 8 (gene PSMA8). Gene Ontology annotation, cellular component: proteasome core complex; nucleus; proteasome core complex, alpha-subunit complex. The transcript is spliced from 7 exons. The coding region runs from base 179 to 931 and encodes 250 amino acids. The record is from RefSeq and is a predicted model, not a curated record. Lineage: Eukaryota; Metazoa; Chordata; Mammalia; Dasyuromorphia; Dasyuridae. Gene Ontology annotation, biological process: ubiquitin-dependent protein catabolic process.